AUGGGUGAACUGAAAUUCAGAUAUGGCUUCAAAAUGCUACCAGCAAUUAUAUUGAUUCUAGAUGAAUUCAAUAUUUGUGAAGGGAACCAAUGUUUUAAACCGGACACUGUUUCUGAUGUCAAUAUGGACUCUAAGUUUGAAGCUGAAGAGUUCUCUGUCCAGACUUCGAUAGGACCUGUUGAUUGUGUUAGAACAUGCAAAUCAAGUAGAUUAUGUCAGUUUGUGAAUUUUCACAAAAGGUCUCUAAAUUGCUCACUCCUAGCAGUAGAAGGUCCUUUAAUCACUGAUCAUGAUUAUAUUGGUAUAGAUUCUUAUAAAUGGAAUGAUAACAUGAUGGGUGGAUGUAAAAAUCAUCUCUGUCCUUAUAAUACAUUGUGUGUGACAGAAGGUGGUAGCUAUACCUGUAUACCAAGAGGCUGCGGUGGAUUACCACAAGUAUAUAAUAUCAAUGCCACUUCCUUCUACAGUAAGUUAUUGUGGAAUUUUGGAGAAGUUGUAGAGUAUGCUUGUAUACAAGGCUUUUUCACCCGCACUAAUGCAACUUGUUUGAGUACAGGCCUAUGGGAUAACUUUCAGUGUACUGCUUUUAGUCAGUGCGACGAUGAUGGCAUCUGUAGAAAGAAAUCAGAAAAUUUUUAUUGGUUUUUCCUGCCAGCUACAAUGACUCUACAGAAAGUCCAUUGUACAGUCGGCGUUGGUCCUUCAGUAUUACUAGAAAACUACAACAUGGCUUCAACUCCUGCAUACACAAGAAGACAUGGAAAAUGUAUUUUAAUUCCUCAUCAAGACCCAAUGUCGUAUAAUAUGGGCUAUACAGAUUUUCAGAUGGCAAGACUUAUUCUGUUUCCUCUCCAGAUAAAGAUAGAUUCGCAAAUGUUUGGCAAUACCACGUACACCCGUCAGGACUUUGGGAAAGCAGGAGACUGUUAUGCUGGAUUUGACAGCAGUGUAUGUGGCGUCAUUGGAAGAUUUAUUAUCAAUACUCGUGGCACUGGCUUCAAGAUUAAAGAAUCAGUUAAAUGGAAAACUUGGGGUAUAGCUGGGGUGUUUGCUAACUUUACCCGAUCACCAGAUGGUCACGUGAUUGAGGGGUAUUGUGGUGGUAACUGUGGGGGCUGUGAAGUUGAUGGAAUACUUUACUUGGAGCAUGAUCCAUUUUUUACACCACCAUUUGAAUCAGCAGAAUUACCAUUCUGUAGAUUUCCACUCUAG
Lottia gigantea (owl limpet) is the source of this 1212-nucleotide messenger RNA. RefSeq lists its product as hypothetical. Gene Ontology annotation, molecular function: metalloendopeptidase activity; zinc ion binding. NCBI's taxonomy places the organism in Eukaryota, Metazoa, Mollusca, Gastropoda, Lottiidae. The record is from RefSeq and is a predicted model, not a curated record. The transcript has a single exon. The coding region runs from base 1 to 1212 and encodes 403 amino acids.